UCCUACAACAUGGCGACGGCGGCGGAGAAAUCAACAAAAGAGCGACUCGUGUCUGUUUUGGACGAUCUGGAGGUUUUAUCGCGGGAGUUGAUCGAGAUGUUGGCCUUGUCCCGAACCCAGAAACUGCCACAACCAGGAGAGGAUGUGCAGAUUUUGGAGGUGCUGGUUCAGAGGGACCGGGAGUUUCAGGAGCUGAUGGCUGUGGCUCAGUCUCAGGGAAAACUUCACGAGGAAAUGCAGCGUCUGGAGAAGGAGGUGGAGAAGAGAGACAGCGACAUCCAACAGCUGCAGAAACAACUGAAGGAGGCCGAGCACAUCCUGGCGACUGCGGUUUACCAGGCCAAAGAGAAGCUCAAGUCCAUUGAUAAAGCCAGAAAAGGAAGUGUCUUGUCAGAGGAGCUGAUUAAAUACGCUCACAGAAUCAGCGCCAGUAACGCAGUGUGUGCUCCGCUCAACUGGGUCCCAGGUGACCCGCGCAGGCCGUACCCCACUGACCUGGAGAUGCGCAGUGGGAUGUUGGGGCUCAUGGCGAAUCUUCCUUCGAACGGCGUGAACGGACACCUGCCCGGAGACGCUCUGGCGGCAGGGAGGCUACCAGACGUGCUGACCCCUCACUACCCGUGGCAGUCGUCGGACGUCUCCGUGGGGAUGCUCCCUCCUCAUCACGGGUCAGAUCUGGGUUUGGAGCCUCCGGGACACAACAAGGAGAACGAGGAGGACGUGGAAAACAUGUCCACGGAUUCGUCCAGCAGCAGCAGCGACUCGGACUGAAACGAACGCCUCUUAAAUCUCACACUGCAAAAAAAAAAGUAAAGCAUCUGUGGUUUAGGUUCAUCGCAGCAGCUCCUCAAUCCGGCAACCCACAUUUACACCGUCGUCUUCUACUGUUUAUUCUUUGAAAAGUGUCCCAAAAAACACUAUAUAGAGCCAAUUUUUUAAAUUUUUCUUCUUCUUCUUAUUGAAUCCUUAUCUGUUGGUCGUCUUCAUUUGACCCGUCCUUUAAAGGAGCUGAACCUCAUUUUUAUCUUAAAUUGUAUCACAGGUUGGACCACUCGUGUUACUAAACCACAGUUAAGAUCAUUAUAUUUAAGAUUUUGUUUAAAAAAUGUACCGUAAAUUUCGGGCUAUAGAGCGCACCUGAAUAUGAGCCGCAGGUUUUCAUUUUGUAACGUGAGAUAUUUACACACAAAGACGGCGCACGGACACACUUUUUUUUAAACUGUGCCUGAAAAUUGGCACCAACACGACAUCAACACGGGAUGAACACACCUGCAGGUUUAGAAAAUAAAGCUGCACCAACACGAGCAUCUGCUUUUAUUUCCUUUUGUCGUCUUUUUACAUCGACAGAGUUGGAUUCAUUGAUGCCGAGCUCACGUGCAGUGGAUCUAUUUCCUUCUUUAUCUUAAAAACUGCGUCAUUUCCAUUUCUUUGUGUGUUUUUCGUAAAAUGACCGUUCAAAAUCAAAACUAGUGAAUUCCUCAGAGCAUAAUCUUUCCCCAUGUCUGUCUCGCUUUUACGUUUACAGCCGGAGAGCGCCCCCCGGUGGCCGUUAUCCGGUAAAACUCUAUAAAUAAGCCGCGCUGUUGUAUCGGCCGCAGGGUUCAAAGCGCGGGGGGAAAAGUCGCGGCUUAUAGUCCGAAAUUUACGGUACUUUUUUCCCUCACUUUGGCCAUUUUUAGGUCUCAAAUUUUACUUCCUGGUUGAAAUCAUGACAUCACACUGGAUGUUUUGUUUAUUCAAACUGCAAACACGUUAAGACAAGAAUCAAAAAUGCAUUUACUUUUUGGUCCUGUUCAAAAAUGUAGUGGAGUAGAAAGUACAGAUACUGCUCUCAGAUGUACUCAAGUAAAAGUAGAAAGUGCACUCAGUUUAUUGCUUUUAGUUUGUUACGUUUUGACCGUCAUGGACUUCCCUAUUGUGAUGUCAUAAUUUCCAACCAGGAAGUAAAAUUGUAAACCUAAAAAAUGGCCAAACUGGAAAAUAAAUUGUGAAAUUCUUGGCGAAAUCUACAACAUAAUGAUCUUAACUGUGUUUUGACUCAGUGAGCAGUCUUAAAAUGUCCUACACUUUAAAAUGUGACCGUGGACAGUGAAGGCAUCACGGCUCAACAGAGCGACACUCCCUGAACCCGACUCUGGACUCAAGUGAACUCAAACAUUAUGGGUUUGAUUCUGGGUCAGACUAAAUAUGGACACGAUGGACAGAAACGCUGUUACGAUCAACAGUUUAUGAGUUUUCUGCUCAGUAUUUUUGUAAUUUCAUGUUUUGUUUUGAUGUAAAUAAAAUGUACAUAUUCAGC
Periophthalmus magnuspinnatus is the source of this 2299-nucleotide messenger RNA. It is a transcript of the gene med4, whose product is annotated as mediator complex subunit 4. The record is from RefSeq and is a predicted model, not a curated record. Gene Ontology annotation, biological process: regulation of transcription by RNA polymerase II. Gene Ontology annotation, cellular component: core mediator complex; mediator complex. The transcript has 7 exons. NCBI's taxonomy places the organism in Eukaryota, Metazoa, Chordata, Actinopteri, Gobiiformes, Gobiidae. Gene Ontology annotation, molecular function: transcription coregulator activity. The coding region runs from base 10 to 771 and encodes 253 amino acids.